This is a messenger RNA of Acanthopagrus latus (yellowfin seabream), 4654 nucleotides long. RefSeq names its product ubiquitin specific peptidase 25 (gene usp25). Gene Ontology annotation, molecular function: cysteine-type deubiquitinase activity; protein binding; cysteine-type endopeptidase activity. Lineage: Eukaryota; Metazoa; Chordata; Actinopteri; Spariformes; Sparidae. The record is from RefSeq and is a predicted model, not a curated record. Gene Ontology annotation, biological process: regulation of protein stability; protein deubiquitination. Gene Ontology annotation, cellular component: nucleus; cytosol. Bases 371 to 3946 code for a protein of 1191 amino acids. The transcript is spliced from 28 exons.
ACGUGAGUAAUCGACCCCAGAUCUCAGUGAAGCCAGAGCAAUGUUUUCAUGCCUGCUGACGACCUGCGCCCAUGGCGCCCGUAAUGUCGCUGAUUAAGGAGGGGACAUCAUAACAUCGUGUUUUACGUCGCUUUAGUAGAAAUAAUCACGUGCGUUUUGCUACCCCUGGUUUAAAUUGAAUUAAUUUCAUCUCUAAACCCGCCAUGACCGUGGAGCAGAAUGUCCUCCAGCAGCAUUCUCAGAAGGUGUAACUUCCCUCACACUUCACUGACGUCGCCAUCCUCCGUGCCAACAAACCUGCAUCCAUCAGUCUGACAGUGACCAAAACACACCGUCAUCUUCAUGUUUACUUGUCUCCAGUGGUUGAAACAUGGCGAUAUGUAAAAAUGUUCACCAGCAGACGCUAUUAAACCAGUUGAGGGAGGUCACAGGCACCACAGACGUUCAGCUGCUUCAGCAGGCUCUGCAGGUGAGCAAUGGAGACAUGGCCGAGGCUGUGGCGUUUCUGACAGAGAAGAAUGCCGAGGUUCCACAGCAAGAUGAGACAACUUACUACCAGACGUCCCAGGUGGCCAGCGACAGAUACAUCAGCGUGGGCAGCCAGGCAGACACGAACGUGAUUGACCUGACUGGAGACGAUAAAGAUGACCUGCAGAGGGCUAUCGCCCUCAGCCUGGAGGAGUCCAACCGGGCAUUCAGGGAGACGGGCAUCACUGAUGAGGAGCAGGCCAUCAGCAGAGUUUUGGAGGCCAGCAUAGCGGAGAACAAGGCAAGUCUGAAGCGUACCCACACAGAAGUAUGGAGUGAUUCACCCAACCCACAUGACAGGAAGAGGAUAGACAGCUGCCCUGUGGGUCUGAAAAAUGUUGGCAAUACCUGCUGGUUCAGUGCUGUCAUACAGUCUCUGUUCAACCUGCUGGAGUUCCAGAGGCUGGUGCUCAACUACUCACCACCAGCCAGAGUCCAUGACCUGCCUCGCAACCAGAAGGAGCACAGGAACCUGCCCUUCAUGCAGGAGCUGAGGAACCUCUUCUCCCUCAUGGUGGGGUCCAAGAGGAAAUAUGUGGAUCCGUCACGAGCUGUGGAAAUACUCAAGGACGCCUUCAAGUCGAGUGAAUCGCAGCAGCAGGAUGUGAGCGAAUUCACCCACAAGCUGCUGGACUGGCUGGAGGAUGCAUUCCAGAUGAAGGCUGAAGAAGACAGGGAGGGUGAGAAGCCAAAGAACCCCAUGGUGGAGCUUUUCUAUGGUCGCUUCCUCGCUGUCGGUGUCCUGGAAGGUAAAAAGUUUGAAAACACAGAGAUGUUUGGGCAGUACCCCCUGCAGGUCAAUGGCUUCAAGGAUCUCCACGAAUGUCUUGAGGCAGCAAUGAUCGAGGGCGAAAUCGAGUCCCUGCACUCAGCAGAGAACUCUGCCAGGUCUGGACAAGAGCAGCUGGGAGCAGCUAAUUACCAGGUCAGUGCGCAGAUGAGUGUGGCACCAAGCCCUCUGGAAAAGCCCCUGCCAUCAUCACAACACUGGUUUACAGAACUUCCUCCUGUGUUGACCUUUGAACUGUCAAGAUUUGAAUUUAACCAAGCACUGGGGCGACCUGAGAAGAUCCACAACAAGCUGGAGUUCCCCUCUAUGCUCUACAUGGACAGGUAUAUGGACAGGAACAGGGAAAUAACCAGGAUCAAGAGAGAGGAGAUCCGGAGGCUGAAAGAGCAUCUGACACUUCUUCAGCAGCGACUGGAGAGGUAUCUGAGUUACGGCUCAGGCCCCAAGAGGUUUCCUCUGGCAGAUGUCCUCCAAUAUGCCAUGGAGUUUGCCUCCAGUAAGCCAGUGUGCACUUCCCCAGUGGAAGACAUUGACUCAUCAGCACCCCCCGGUGGCACAACAGGACAACAGCUGCCCACGCCAAGCACAGCUGAGCAGGACUCCUUGCCUCCUCUAGAGAGCUCAGGCCCUGCCUCAGGUCCCACCACAGCUCCCACUGCAGCCCAGCAGCAGAGAGUACCCAUUCAUAAGCCCUUUACCCAGUCCCGGCUACCUCCUGACCUUCCCAUGCACCCUGCCCCACGCCACAUAACUGAAGAGGAGUUGAGGGUGCUCGAGGGCUGUUUGCAUCGCUGGAGGAGUGAAGUAGAAAAUGACACCCGUGAUCUGCAGGGCAGUAUAACCAGAAUCCAUAGAACCAUUGAGCUGAUGUACUCUGACAAAUCUAUGAUGCAGGUUCCAUACCGGCUUCACGCAGUGCUUGUCCAUGAAGGCCAGGCUAAUGCAGGUCACUACUGGGCUUACAUUUACGACCCACAUCAGCGUUGCUGGAUGAAGUACAACGACAUCUCUGUCACAAAGUCGUCAUGGGAGGAGCUGGUCAGGGACUCGUUCGGAGGCUACCGCAAUGCCAGUGCCUACUGUCUCAUGUAUAUCAAUGACAAGAAGCCCUUUCUCAUAGAAGAAGAGUUUGAUAAAGAAACAGGACAGAUACUCAGCGGCAUGGACAAACUGCCACCUGACCUGAAGCAGUUUGUGAAGGAGGACAAUGAGCUGUUUGACAAGGAGAUCGAGGAGUGGGAUGCCUUGCAGGCCCGCAAGGCCCAGCAGGAGAAGCUGGCCCUCGCCGCUGCAGCUGCAGCUGCAGCAGCCUCGGCAGCAUCCAGCACUUCAACUUCUUCAUCUUCCCCUCAGCCCAUGAGUAUUGAGUCCAGCCCUCCAGACAACGCAGUACCCCAGCAGGAUCCAGAAUACAUGGAGCAGCCAUCACCUACGAAUGACUCCAAGCAUCUGCAGGAGGACACCGAGCGAGCCAUCUCCAGGGCUGCUGCUGAACAGGAGGAGAGGAGCCCUGAAGCAUUGUUAAAUGCUUCUCUUCCCCCUCCCACCUCCCCUCAGCCUGAGGUCCAGGUGAGCACCCCUUCCACCCCUCCUCCUGACCUGGUCACGGACGAUGAGUCCCCUGGCCAGCGCACCGUAGAGGUGGCCAUUCCUAAUGUGGGGACCUUUGUCAUUGAGUCAGAAGAGGGGGGGUAUGAUGACGAGGCGAUGAUGACCCCCAACAUGCAGGGUAUAAUUAUGGCCAUUGGCAAAACCAGCAGCGUAUAUGAAAAGAAUGGGCCUGAGGCAGCCUUUUUUAAGGCCAUAAAGCUGGAGUAUGCUCGUCUUCUGAGAUUUGCCCAGGAGGACACACCUCCUGAGAAUGACUACCGUCUGCAGCACAUCAUCGUCUACUUCAUCCAAAACCAGGCACCCAAGAAGAUCCUGGAGAGGACUCUGCUGACACAGUUUGCUGACAGGAACCUGGCCUUUGAUGAGAGAUGUAAGAGCAUUAUGAGUGUGGCACGUGCCAAACUGGACCUAAUUAAGCCAGAGGAGGUCAACAUGGAUGAAUAUGAGAUGUGGCAUCAGGUUUACCGGAAUUUCCGUGAGAUGACCAUCUGCAUGGUGACUGGCUUGGAGCUCUCACAGAAGACAAAUUACAUGGAGGCCCUGAUGUAUCUGAUUUAUGCGUACCAGUACAACAAGGAGCUUUUGUCCAAGGGGCUGUACAGAGGGCAUGAUGAGGAGCUGCUUGGUUAUUACCGUCGGGAAUGUUUGUUGAAAUUAAACGAGCAAGCGGCUGCCAUGUUUGAGUCGGGAGAAGAGCCGGAGGUGACCACCGGCCUCGGCAUCAUGAACGAGCUGGUGGUGCCCUGCAUCCCUCUGCUGCUGGCCCACGACACAGAGAGGGACCUACUGGCGGUGGAGGACAUGAGGAACCGCUGGUGCUCCUACCUGGGCCAAGAGAUGGAAUCCCACCUCCAGGAAAAGCUGACCGACUUCCUCCCCAAGUUACUGGACUGCUCGACGGAAAUCAAAAGCUUCCACGACCCUCCCAAGCUGCCCACCUACUCCACCCUGGAGCUGUGUGAGCGAUUCAGCCGCAUCAUGGCCGCCGUCUGCAGGUUGCCCACCGAGGGGAGAUGAGCUCAGAGGGGACAGCAGUACACCUCUCCCUUAUCACAGGCCCCACCCAGGGCAGAAAUCCAUGGACCUCUCUUAACCCAUGCCUUCCUUAUAAAUCCAGGGGUCACUCGCUUCUAGCUGUUAUUCCUCUGUUACUCUUUUGCUGCUAUAGGUUUUAUCAUGAUGAAUAUUAGUUCACUUUUAUUUUAAACAAGACAUGACGGAGGUAGGAGGAGAGGACGGACUGUCGGACUGUUGGGAGGGAAUAAAGAAAUGAGAGGAGAAGUUGAUGGAAAACCAGUGGCAAUCCUGCGGUGGUUGAAAGCCAAGCACAUUCUGCUUCAGUUUAGCAAAAAAAAAAAGAAAAGUUUGAGGGUUUUUCAUAGUUUAUUAUUGUUGUUGUUGCUGUUUGAUUCAAGCUUCCCCAACCACGCUCAUAGCCCUUUCUAAAGCACCCCUCUCUGCGUGAAAAGGAUCACCCUGCUGCUCUGCCUCCAGUUUGGUACAGUAUUACCAUGUUUUGUUUUAUUUUUCUAAGGAAGUAAGGAAGAGAGCCUUCAGAUUUAUCAGCGGCUCAGAGUAUCUCAAAAUGGGUCUCAUGUCUUUGUGGACUGCGCCAGAAUGAGAUGUUUUAAGUGCUGUGGUAGACAGCCAUGGACUUCCUGUGGCUUGUUAAUAAAUCGAGAGAAUAAAAUUUUAUUUAUGGCCCUUUUAGGCCAAAUAAACAAA